AUGAGUUUCAUAUGGAGGAGCAUCUUAAACAGAUCACAGCGGUGCCUCUUGACCAUCGCAGCAGCUCCUCCACCCUGUAGGCUGCUCCACAUAGGCCAGCGAGCCUCCCUCUCUAAAGCUUUCUCCUUCCAGGAUGUGGAGCUGUUCGCCAAACUGACAGGUGACACCAACCCCCUCCACCUUGACCCGGCCUACGCCAGCCAGACCUCCUUCGAGGCACCCAUCGUGCACGGCGUCCUCAUCAAUGGCCUGAUCUCGGCUGUGCUCGGCACCAGAAUGCCCGGCCAUGGCUGCGUCUUCCUGCACCAGGAGAUCCGCUUCCCAGCACCUCUGUAUGUUGACGAGGAGGUGCUGGCAGAAGCCGAGGUCGUCAAGAUCAAGAUGUCCUUCGCCUUGAUUGCGGUGACAUGCUCGGUAAAGGACAAGAUGGUGAUGCAGGGGGAGGUGAUGGUGAUGAUGCCAGAGAAUCAGCAGAAGAUGGGUUGA
Paralichthys olivaceus (Japanese flounder) is the source of this 486-nucleotide messenger RNA. Lineage: Eukaryota; Metazoa; Chordata; Actinopteri; Pleuronectiformes; Paralichthyidae. The record is from RefSeq and is a predicted model, not a curated record.